UCAUAGUUGAUAGGGCUCUCUACGAACCCUGUGGUCCAUAGAUUGAGUCAGUCUUAGGUUGGGUCAGUCAGGGGAGAGUCUAAGUGGUGAGGAGCGGAACUGUCACUUGGUUGUGCACUUUUCACCAUGGUUGACACGCGUAGUGGUCGGAGCACCUCCCCUUACACCGCCGAAGAGGAGGCGAAAGCCACCGCCCUCCUGAAGGAUAGAAGAGAGAAGGAGGCGAAGAAGAAGGCCCUGAUGCAGGAACAGGCGGCCAAGUUGAAGAAGAUUGAGGAGGAGAUGGCCGGAGAGAGAGAGAGGUUGAAGAAAGAAGACGAGGAGAAGCUUAAAGUGGUAGAAGAGGAGGAAGAGGUAGAAGAACAGCCACUGGAAAGGGACUUUGCACGGGAAUUGGCAACACAGGUGGGCUCAGAAGUGAGGGCCCGCCUAGAAGGCACAGAGCGAUAUUGCACAGGCGCCAUAGAGGGCGCCAGACUGACCGCUCCCAAAGGGGAGGAAGCACGUCCCCGUGGGGAGCUUGUCAAUGUCAAAUUUCCCGAUUUCUACAGCGGAAAGAAGGAAGAAAACUUUGACAAUUGGGAAGCAAACGUCAAAACGUACGUGCACUUACACAAAGUUUCCCCAGAUGAGCAGGUCUUAAUAACCAUCCACGCUCUGAAGGAGGAAGCCGCCAGUUUUGCCCGUUCCCUGCUCCGCGCUGCUAAUUGUAGUGAUGAUGUAGUUGCUUAUUCUGCCUUCAGCCCCCUCGUUGACUUUCUUAAGUUAUUCCGCGAACGAUUUCCAGACGUUUCGCGCAAUGUCAAAGCCUCCGAUAGGUUGCAGACUAUCCAUUCUCGUCAGUGGAAGAGUGCCAAGGCACUCAAAGGUGUGAUGGAUGAGUUCGUAGCUGUUCCAGACCAUGGGGUCACAGAGACCCAAUUGGUCAACCUCUUCCACCGGGCUAUGCCCGAACAGUUGCGUUGGCACUUCUUUGAGAAGAGCCAGCAGCCCACCAUGACAUAUGACGCAUUGAGCAGGGAAGUAGUGGCAUUUGAAGCGAGGUCCAUGUCAGUUUCCACUUUCUGGCACAAGGACGUGAACAAGGGGAAAAAGUGGAAGGGUCGCACUAUCUCCGGACAAGUUACGACCAAGGAUCACUUGAUCCUUACAUUAGAUGAGGGUAGUGUUGACGAAGUCCCCUACGAGCAGAUUGAGUGGGGGCUAGAGGAGAGGAGGAGGACAGUGGUGUGAGCCAGGGGAGGACUUACGCUGCUGUCGCGGUUGGAGGGAGGCUGCAAGGAGGAGGUAGAGGCCAGGGCCAAGGGGGCCGGACCUCAGGUGGUCGUACCCAGGGUGUUCAAGGGGUUGGCGGCAGAGGCAACCGCCAAGAGGGAGGCAGGGGUCAAGGUCCCCCGCAAAACCGCUCAGGGAAUCGGUCACCCAAUAG
Chara braunii is the source of this 1429-nucleotide messenger RNA. The record is from the annotation of a GenBank genome assembly. NCBI's taxonomy places the organism in Eukaryota, Viridiplantae, Streptophyta, Charophyceae, Charales, Characeae.